AUGGAAGAGCGCUCGUGGCGCGAGCAGCUGCAGCAGCGGUAUGGAGAUCAACAGGCGCACACAUCCUCUUCCAUUGCUACGCCAGAUUCCAGCCUCUUUCGUAAGAAGCGGCGUAGUCGUGAACAACGUGCUGCCUUGCUAACAAGCGUCCAAGAACCCACCGAAGAUGAUUUUGUAUCUCUCGACGUGACGCAUGUACAGCCUCGUGGGGCUCUUACUCAAACUACCUCGUAUGAGGCAGGUCCGCAUCCGUCGUCUCGUCUCCCAAGAGAGGAAGAUGAAAUUGGACUGGGCGAAGACGAGCAUGCAGCGUACACGGAAGCCACAGAACGCAUCCCUCUUGGCCGGCAAGCCGAACGCCAGCGCAAGAUGGAGCGGCGACGGCAGAUGCGCACGCUGAUCGACGCUGUGGAAGGCAAGGAGGAGGAGGAAGAUGAUAUUGCCAUUGUCGUGCGGCGCCCUCGGCCUACGACGAAGCUAGCGCCUGGACUCACAGCUACACCUACGUCCAAAUCGACGCGUAUUUACGAAGAAGAUGCGUUUGCUAUGCAGGCAGAUGCCCUCCCAGCUAUGGCAGACGCUAUGGAGGAGGAUCAGGAAGAGGCAGAGGCGCACGAUGCAUGGGAACGCGCUCAGCUGCAGCGUAUGGGGCUUGAUACUACGACAGCGGACAACGAUGACACCAAGCGUUCAUCACGGCCUUCAGCGCCAGUGCCAAUGGUCGCAGCGUUGCCUACGCCUACCUCAUGCUUGGCACGCAUCCAAGCACGGCUAACAACACUGAGCGAGCGUGCGACCGAGCGUGAGACAACGAUGCAGCAGGCUGAGAAGGAAUUGCAGUCCAUCGAGACCGAGGAAACGACGCUGAAAGAAGAAGUGGAGGCUCUCGAAACCAAGGCCGCGUGGAUGACGGAGAUGGAAGCUUUCAUCGAGACGGUGGCCACGUUCCUCGACGUAAAAAGCCCCAUGCUGGAGACGUUAGAGCACAAUUCCUUGGCACUGCUUGUCGAUCGUACGCUUACGCGGCAGCGGGCUCGUUGGUUGGCACUUGAAGAUGCUAUGGCGCUGGUCUAUGGCGUUUCAUCUGCGUCGUUGGAAGUGAUACUCUCGUCGUCAGCGUCAGCGAGACAGCCGCGGCCCAUGGAUGCGAAUGGAGCGUGGAAUGAUCCACGACGUGAAGAACGGCGUCGACAUGCUUAUGAGCCACAAGAUACCAGUGCGCAGUGGCUCACGGAGACGGAGCGCCGCGAUUUCCUGGCAGCCAAGGCCGAUGUGCUUGAGCAGCAACAGCAGCUCCUAGCUGACGUCCAAGCUGCGGCAUUUCGUGAUCCAGCCGCUCCAGAUACGCCGGACUCGUUGGUGGAGCGCUUUCAUACGUGGCGCGAGCGCUUCACGAAAGAGUACGAUCUUGCGUGGGGCGGUUUGGCGCUAGCAAACGUAUGGGAGUUUUGGGCUCGGUACGAGAUGGCGGUAUGGGAUCCGUGUUGGUGUGCGCAACAGGACGAAGAAGUACGGCUGCUGGGCCCGCCUGCUGGUCUGGACGGGUUUGCGUGGGAGCACGCUUUGCAGGCGUACAUGGACCGAGCGACGUUACCCCGCGGCGGUGACGAGGAAGCACUCUCGACGUUGGUCGCCAAUACCGUCGCCCCACGUCUUACGGCCCUUGCCGAGCAGGGUGCGUACGAUCCAUGGAGUCUAGUGGAGACGCAGGCGAUGUUACAGUUAGUGGAACAAGCCUCUUACCUUCUCGACAAUGACCAAUGGCGGUACCAAGCGAUGCUUCGUGCCUAUCUUCACGUGUUGGAAGCGCAUACGCAAGCUGUUGCCAAUGCGAUGCGAACGCCGCCGACGUACGCAGGGGCGCCUAUGCAUCCAGACACGAUCAUCAUGCGCCAGCGCAUCGUACACAUGCUGUAUACCCUAGCGCUCAGUACCCUCCGAUGGGGUGUGCACUUGACGGGACCGCAUGCGCCGGCAUGGAAAGACGACGAAGGCACACGGUACGAAGCGUGUGCCGACAACAUUCUAUCCUGUGUAUGGAAUGCGAUGGCGGAGGCCGUGCCCGAUAUAACGUACGCAGAUCUCGUCUCGAACCUAUGCGCCGCGUGGCCAGCGCCAACAAUGUGCGCUGAUUUGUAUAGUCGAUUUACGGCAUGGCAGCACAAUGCUGCCCAGCGAUAG
This is a messenger RNA of Malassezia pachydermatis, 2181 nucleotides long. RefSeq names its product gcfc-domain-containing protein. Gene Ontology annotation, cellular component: U2-type post-mRNA release spliceosomal complex; nucleus. The coding region runs from base 1 to 2181 and encodes 726 amino acids. NCBI's taxonomy places the organism in Eukaryota, Fungi, Basidiomycota, Malasseziomycetes, Malasseziales, Malasseziaceae. Gene Ontology annotation, biological process: spliceosomal complex disassembly; mRNA splicing, via spliceosome. The transcript has a single exon. The record is from RefSeq and is a predicted model, not a curated record. Gene Ontology annotation, molecular function: DNA binding.